Closterium sp. Naga37s-1 is the source of this 801-nucleotide messenger RNA. The record is from the annotation of a GenBank genome assembly. Lineage: Eukaryota; Viridiplantae; Streptophyta; Zygnematophyceae; Desmidiales; Closteriaceae.
AUGGAGGAUCCUAACCACAGCAUCGCUGACGUCGGUGGCUCUCCUCCUUCUGGUGGACGGGGGAGGCGUAGGCAGAGGAAGAGCGAUGGGGAGGACGAUUAUGACACCGCCGUGCCCGGGGACCUCACCACGCGGGCGAAGAGGCGGCAGACGACAGGCAGUGCUGACGACGCCAAAGGCGCGGAAGUUGGGACAACGCGAGGCGCCAAGGAAGCUAGUGGCAAGGCGGGCGGUCAAGCAUUGCGCCAGAAGGGCCGACCCGCAGCAAGAAAAACAUCCGGCGAAAGGAGAGGCAAGAAAGCAGCGACGGGGACGAGGCCGAAAUGGGGCGAUGAAGACCCUGGUGAUGCGGAGGAGGAGGAGGAGGAGGAGGAGGAGGAGGAGGAUGCGGAGGAAGAGGAGGAUGAAGAGGAUGCGGAGGAGGAUGACGCGGAUGUUGGGGAGGAUGAAAAAGAUGAGAAUGAUGGCGGGGAGGACAAAGAGGAGGAGGAGGAGGAGGAGGAGGAGGAGGAGGAGGACGAGGAGGAGAAGGAGGAGGAGGAGGAGGAGGAGGAGGAGGAGGAGGAGGAGGCAGAGGAUGAGGAGGAGGAGGAGGAGGAGGAGGAGGAGGAGGAGGAGGAGGAGGAGCAGGGUGACGACGAGGAGGAGGAUGAGGAGGAGGAGGAGGAGGAGGAGGAGGAGGCAGAGGAGGAGGAGGAGGAGGAGGAGGAGGAGGAGGAGGAGGAGGAGGAGGAGGAGGAGGAGGAGGAGGAGCAGGAUGUGGCGCCACCCCUCGCGUUACAGGCAUUGGGCCACCCGUAA